AUGGCAACAAAAAUUAUUAUCGCUAUUGUUCAUCGGAAUGCAGCAGCGGCACCACCAUCGGUUCUUGAUCCAAUCAGAACUAAAGAAUAUGCAACAACAACAAGAUUUCAAGGUAAAGCUUUAAUUGCAAGCAAUCCAAUGACAUUGAACAAUGAUAUCACAAUUCAUGGAAUUCGUAUUUCUCGUAAAUCAUGCACUUUCGUUUUGGCUAUUCUUUAA
Messenger RNA from Rotaria sp. Silwood1, 219 nucleotides. Lineage: Eukaryota; Metazoa; Rotifera; Eurotatoria; Philodinida; Philodinidae. The record is from the annotation of a GenBank genome assembly.